ACUCUUACCUAAAUCUAGCAUAUAUUAGCUGUAAAACUUUGAAUUUAUUGUAUUGGAUCAAUUUUUUAACCAAUUCCACAGUAUAAUAUCUUUCAUUAAGUAAAAGCGCGUUCUAAAUAAUAUAAUAGUUGAUUUUACAUAAUUAUCAAUGUAAAAGUAACGUUUGCGAGCAAUCAUUACCGUUAAUUACCUUAGUAAUUACCGUCAUUCGCUGAUAUCGAUUUUUAUAUUGUUUAGCGCCCAAAAAAAAAUCGAUUGUACCCGAUGUCAAAGUUUGUCUUCACUAAAUUCACUAAAUGUUUACUUUUUAUUAGCUUAUCAUUAAUUUGAGCAUAACAAACUGUAACAAAGGAUGAUUGCACCGGAUGAUUUCACGAAUUUUAGCUCAGACGGUCGUUUGUUGCAAGUUGAAUACGCUGCAUUAGCUGUUAAUGCUGGAGCGCCAUCACUAGGCAUAGUUGGAGAAGAUUUCGUGGUAAUUGCGGCCGAUAAUUCGCAUAACUCUUUACUUUAUGAUGAGCAGGGAGUACAUAAAGUCGAACCAAUUACCGAACAUAUUGGUAUGGUGUAUUCUGGUUACAAACCAGAUUAUAAUCCAAUUUUAAAAUUUGCUCGCAAAGCCGCACAGGAGUACCUCUUAAAUACGGGGGAACCAAUUUCAGUGAUUGAGCUAGUAAAAAAAAUCGGAAGAUUGAUGCAGGAGUACACUCAAUCCGCUAGACUACGCCCCUUUGGUGUAUCUCUUUUAAUUUGUGGCUGGUACGAAAAUCGCCCUUAUUUAUUUCAAUGUAAUCCACCAGGUCAAUAUUUAAACUUAGCUUCGGCUGCAGUGGGUGUUGAUCAUGAUAAAAUAUUAAAGAAUAUGAACAAGAACUGGUUGAAUACGGAAGAGAGAUGUUGCCAAUUUAGCUUAGCACAAUUAAAAGCGGUAAAGGGCGAUUUAACUCGCAGUAACGUCGAAAUAGGGUUGUACAACAAAAGAGGCUUUAGGCGGCUUCCAUCCACUGAAAAGUUUUUAACAGAUUAACCGUACAAAGCAAUUUGUUGUUGUUUUCUAUUGGAUUGCAAAAUGUGUUAGCGCUUAUAUUAUUUCCAUAUGUACAUAAAAUACAUUCUUACGAAGUAACUUUAUUGUCAAAAUAAUUAUAUGUAUAAACAAUGUAUAAUCUAAUUAAAAUAAAAAGCACACAAAAUUAAACCUCCAUUAACCAGGAAAAACGAUUAUAUGUACAGAAUAUCCUGGAUAAUCGAGGUUAUUGAUUUUGACUUUGUUUAGUGAAAUAGAAUACGAA
Zeugodacus cucurbitae (melon fly) is the source of this 1292-nucleotide messenger RNA. Its product is annotated as proteasome subunit alpha type-2. Gene Ontology annotation, biological process: ubiquitin-dependent protein catabolic process. The transcript is spliced from 6 exons. Bases 353 to 1027 code for a protein of 224 amino acids. Gene Ontology annotation, cellular component: proteasome core complex, alpha-subunit complex; proteasome core complex. Lineage: Eukaryota; Metazoa; Arthropoda; Insecta; Diptera; Tephritidae. The record is from RefSeq and is a predicted model, not a curated record.